UUUACCGUGCCGCUCGGACGUGUGUUGCGAUCGAACUCCGUGUGCGUGUGACGGAUCCGGAUUGAGUGUUGAGGAAGUUCUUUAGUGAGGAAGAGCAUUGGCAGAAGCCCAUCCAAGAAAAUUUUAAGGGGUGCUUAUACACAGAGUGUGAACGAAGCCUAACAAAAGAAGGGAAGCAAUCUUCGAGGCGGAAUCAAAACGGGGAAAAGAAGCACACGAAAUUCUUGCCGAAAAGGGAAAACCGAGGAAGUGAGAUAUUUGGUGGAGUGUUGAACUUUGAAGAAGAAGGAAGGUGAACAUUACUCCGAGGAGGAGGAGAAACGGGAGGCUCACAACAAUCAUGUGUAGCGAAGAGGAGAAAAAUCAAUCGCAGUUGUGUUGAAGGGAAGCCGAACACACGUUAAUGCACGCGCAAAUCAUGCUCUGGACUGGCGGUGAAGCCCGAGCAGCAGCUGAACGAAACAGAUGAAGAAUAGUGGGAAAGAUGAUGGCCGGAAGUUGGUAAUUAUCGUGCCCGCGCGCUGAAUUGAGAUUUCAAAAGCCAAUUUCGGAACGGAAGCUGGGCGAGAAGUUGAGUGCUCGUCCGUUCCCAAAAAACCGAUCACCGACCAGGUGAAGCAAAGUGGUGGGUUGCAACCAAAAACCGCAAGGAUUUGUGCAACCGAUGGAUUGAUGUAAACAUUGGGGACCGUGUGAAAGUGAAGACCCAAGAGGAAAGCCGAAGUGGGUGCUGGAAGCAGCGAAUCGUAGCCGAGAAAAAAAAGGAUUAUGAAAUAUUCAAUUUCCGACUAAGAGGCUUUUCGUGUGCGUUUCACGGUGCUGACCGAUUGUUCUGGCCGCACGAACGCGCACGCACACAUUGGCCACUAAACGACCGCGCCAGGACCAGGAUCCCGCAUCGAAAACCGUAUUACGUAAUAAAUUUUCGUAUAAAGCACACACAUAACAAGGAUUAAAUUGGAUUUAUUACCAGUGAAUGAAAAAUAGAUUUAUGCAUAAAAUUGAUUUUUUAUGAUUUUCUCCACCACCAACGAGUCUGCCAUUGUGCCCUAGUGUGCUUGUGUUUGUGUGUGGAAGUGUACACUACGAACGAAGGUCCCGUAACCAGUAAUGUGAUCAUCAUAAUUCCAUUUUAAUAUUUUCGUGCGGCCAACCUCUCACGACGAUUUCGGGCAAGGUGUUCACGGUGAAGGGAAAAUAGUUCCGUGGAAAAUCAAUUUGUGAACCGUCGUCCUCGGCGUCGACAAACAACGAGAAGACCGAACCAAGAAGAACGGGCAAAGCUAAUGAGGUGGAAAAGCGAAAAUCACUUUAGUGCUCAUUAAAAAAAGGUCCGGCCAGUGUGCACUACUAGCUGGCGGUGGGACAGCAAAAACAAGAAAGAGAAAAAAAAAGUGGAAUCUAUCUAAAAUGGUAUAUUAGUGCGGCAACGCUUUGCGCCAAAGGAAAACCACCCCCAGGAUUAAGUGUGAUUAAGGAGGUUGCGUUGCGAUAAACUGAAGCGUGGAGCGCCUGAGGAAAAGUUUUGGGUGACGAAGGAAGACCCAGUUUGCGUAGCAGCAGCAGCAGCACCAGCAGUGAUUAUGAUCGAACGUGCGUGUGUUUAUGUUUGUGCGGCACCCCACUUGGCACAUCGCUAAACCAGUCGACCAACCGGACGAUCAAAGGCGAAAAUUGUAUAAUCCCUCUGGUAAUAAGCUUAAUAAUUUGUAAUCCUCAACGUUGCCGAGCAGACCGUAGUAGCGACCGUUUGGGCGCAAUUAUCCAGCGCCGAAACUGAUAAUCUAGAUCUAAGGUCCGUCCCAAGCGCGCGCGCUGCAGAAGUAGAGGGAGAGCAACCGGUCUAAUCCAAAAAUCCCUCUUUAUUCGACGACGACGGGCACUCGCUAGAAACGGAAGGAAACUUCAGCAUCAUCAUCGCCACUGGCCCCCCUCUAAAGCAAACACACACACAUAAAUGAAAGCCUUUCCUCGGCAUCGUCCACAACUGCUGCGGAGUGUCUGAUAUGGUCCAUGCCUUCGUCCUGCACCGACAACAACAACCCAGUACCGAAACUCGCCCGAGAUUGAUGAUAGCAAAUUGUGUGCUGGCAUUUUUGGUCCGUUCUAGUGAGUGAAAAUACCCCACCCCGACCCCCAUCCCUUAGUGACAUUGAAGAAGCGCUGAUCAGACAUCUUCAUCAUUACCAUGACUGACGGCAGGCAUCGGCACGGCAGCAGCAGCAGGACUGCACCCGCACCCUCCAGCACCACCUCGCACAGUAGAAACGAAGGAAGUACGAUAUCGCAUCGAACGAGGUGGAGUUGGACGGCGGUGCUGCUGGCGAUUAUCCUAGCCGGGUGUAUCGUGCGGAGCGCCGAUGCGGAACGCAGCUGUCCAGCGUCCUGCCAGUGCAAGUGGAAGGGCGGCAAGCAGGCGGUCGAGUGCAUCGACAAACAGCUGAUAAUUAUACCCGAGCACAUUGACUACUCGACGCAGGUGCUGGACAUGUCCGGCAAUAAUCUGCAGAUACUGCCGCGGGAAACGUUCAUACGGACGAAUCUGCUGAACCUGCAGAAGCUGUAUCUGCGCAACUGCCGGCUCGGACAGAUUGACGACGGAGCGUUCGCCGGGCUGACGAACCUCGUUGAGCUGGACCUGUCGCUGAACCUGCUGACGGCGGUUCCGUCCGCAUCGUUUCUGCACAUCGCUUCGCUGCGUGAUCUGACGCUAGCGCGCAACCACAUCCAGAAGAUCGAAUCGCACGCCUUCCGGAACGUAUCGAGUCUGACCAAGCUGGACCUGUCGUACUGCGAGAUCCAAACGAUCGCCCCGCAAGCGUUCGAGGGGCUAACCUCGCUGCACUCGCUCAAACUCAACGGGAACCAGCUGUCCGAACUGCGGCCUAAAACGAUCGAGACGCUGAGCAAGCUGCACGGCGUGGAACUGCACGAGAAUCCGUGGGUGUGCGACUGUCGGUUACGGGCGACCAAGGUGUGGAUUACGGACAACAACAUCCCGUAUCCGAUAGCACCGAUUUGUGCGGGAGGCCCCGAGCGGAUCAUCGGCAAAACGUUCGCCGAACUGCACGUGGAUGAUUUCGCUUGCAAGCCGGAAAUGCUCCCGGUGCGGAGGUACAUCCAAGCUUACACCGGGGAGAAUGCAAGCAUCGAGUGCCGGACCAGUGCCGUUCCAUCGGCCAACGUUAACUGGUACUGGAACGGGAAGCUGCUGGCGAACAACUCACAGUUUAGUUCGUACCAGCGAGUAUACGUAUACGAGCAGGGCUUGUUCGAGAAGCGCAGCCGGCUGGUGCUAACGAACGCUCAGGAGACCGACUCGAACGAGUUUUACUGCGUGGUGGAGAACCGCGCCGGAACGGCCGAAGCUAAUUUUACCUUGCACGUCGUAAUGCGCGACAUCGGAUUCGCGAUCGAAAACAAGCAAAUCAUUGGCCUGAGUGCCGCACUAGUAAUACUGAUACUGUUCAUACUGCUCAUCAUCCUCUUCCUAUUGGUCCGACUGCGGCGGAUACCGAUGACGGAGACGAAAACGCCCGGCCAAGUGGAGGUGAUCACUUCUGUAAGUCCGUCUAGUAAUGUAAAUGGCAAGGUGAGCACACCCAUUAAUGAUGUCCAUUCUCCAGAUCGAAAAAACUCCGGCGAUCUAAAGUGCGCCAAUCCGGUGCAGAAACCGCCCCGGUUGACCGAUCUGCCCUACUCGACGUCCCAUUACGACGCCGGCGGAAGUCUGAUCGCGGCCGGCAACUGUUUUGUGUCGCCAACGCAUUCGUCCGCUGGGAACAACCCAGAUCUGAUCAACGACACGAAACGCCUCGGUAGCGUGAGCGAUCUGGCCGGAAACCAGCAGGGCGGCGGCACCCUGUCGGCCAACGUGGCCAGUGCCCUCAAUACGCUCUCGCUGAUGGAUCCCAUCGAGCGGCCGGGCAGUGGCGAGUACAGCCGCGCCGGCUGUGACUCGCUGUAUCCGUCCGGCCUGUGGGAAACGCACAGUUCGAACCUAACGUCGGCGCUGGAACAAACGACCGACAUGCUGCUGACGCGAACUCCCAGUGGCGGUGGCUACACCGCCUACUCGGACAAGGUCCCGAUUAUCGGUGCGCACAACAACAAUAUGAUGAACCUGGACGACGAAACGUCCUCCGUGGACUACUUGAGUCGAACCUUUCCGCGGACGCACUUCGGGGUGACCCCGGCCGGACCGGGAGCGGCCAGCAGUAGUAGCGGAGGUGGUGGCGGCGCCGUUGGUGGUGGCCCUACGCCCACCGGCGGUUAUCCGUCCGACUACGGGCUACCGAUCGUGCCCGGGGCGGAACAGCUGCACAACAAGCUCAACAGUAUACAGCCGGCACACCACGGCAGCACCGGAAGCAUGCCGAUGAACGCGAAAACCCUGCGGGUGUGGCAGAAGGGCGGCGUGCCGGUGCUGCCCCCAGUGACGGCCUUGAAACGUGCAUUAUCCAACAGUCGAAACUCCCCGGACGAGGGCUACCAGGAGGGAUGCGGUACUGAUGUGUAGUCAAUUGUUUAAAUUUUCCGUUUUUUCGUGUAUAGUUUUGUUAUAUUAUUUUUGCCGUGUACGAGUACGAAAUCGAGCGAAAGAGAGAAAUCGAGAGAGAGAGAGAGAGAGGUUAUGUUUAUUUUGUAUACAAAAAUAUAUACCACGGUUGUUUGAUUACUUUGUACAUUCCUGGUUAGAACGGAACGAAACAAAACUUGCUCCUUAUCGUGUUUUCGACUGAAGUUUAAAAAAGAAGUGGGAAAAAGUUUUGCCACGCAAACGAGAUGAAGAAACGUGAGAAAAAGAAAGUUUUGCACGACCGACGACGGCAGCAUCCCGGGUGCAAGUAGGAGAGGAGGAACCGCGAGGAGGUAAUCCUUUUUGAAAUGAAAAAGACUUGUAAUUAAAAAAAAAACUAAUAAAAUGGUAAUCAAUUAGGUGUACAGAUGGCAAAUAAGAAAACAAAAGAAAACUAGUUUAUAUAAUUAUAGCGAUGAAAUAAAUUAUAUAUACACAUUCAAUGAGGAAAAAGUAUAUAAAUGGUUAAAUUGAAACAAAAAAAUCGAAAAAAAAAACACAGAAAAAAACUAGGCUAGUUUUAUAUAUGAAAAAGCAAAACCCUGUAAAAAGUUAAAUUAAAUUAAAAACCAGAAAAAAAUCGGAGUAAAUAAAAAAACCAAAGACUAUGAGACGAGAAGUAAAAAUCCUUCAAAACUCUUUACGGCUGCAAGGAGUGGCAAAAUCGAGCAGAUGUAAAAACUAAAAAAAACUAAAGAGUAAAAAAAAAUCUGUGGAAAAACAAUGCUAGUACGGAGCAGCAAAACCUACAUACCUUAGUAAACGAUCUUUUAGGAAAGAAGAGAAAUAAAAAAACUGAGUAAAUGAAAAUCGAAAAAAAA
This is a messenger RNA of Culex quinquefasciatus (southern house mosquito), 5400 nucleotides long. Its product is annotated as amphoterin-induced protein 2. Bases 2189 to 4519 code for a protein of 776 amino acids. The record is from RefSeq and is a predicted model, not a curated record. Lineage: Eukaryota; Metazoa; Arthropoda; Insecta; Diptera; Culicidae. The transcript has a single exon. Gene Ontology annotation, molecular function: protein binding.